AUGGCACCAAUGCAUGAUACUGUUCUGCCAGAUGCGCGGUCUCCAUCUCUCUACCUCGACCACCCGACCGAUGCAGAAAACAAAGCGAUUUGGACUCUCACCUCAAGUGAAUGGAAAGAUGCUCUCCCCGUGGAUAUCUACCUUGAGGAAUCACUGUAUCUCAUGACAGUCCCUUUAGCGAAAGAUGGGGGAAUGACCCAAUGGGUGCUGGUGGAUAGGGCCCUCCCGCGAGAGCAAAGGCCCCUCCUGGCUUCCUGCGAAACUUUCCGUAAACGCUCAUGGGUCAGCGAUAAACAUGGCAAUGUAGCCGAGUUCAUCACCCACGGCGUCGCCAGUGUCUAUUGUGACCCUCGAUAUCGCGGUCGGGGCUAUGCCUCACGACUGAUGAAGGAGCUGGCUAAGGUGCUACCAAGAUGGCAAACGACCAGAACCAAUCAAUGUAUCGCCAGUGUCCUAUUUUCAGAUAUCGGGAAGCAAUUCUAUACAAAUCUCAAAUGGCAUGCCUUCCCAAGCUUUCAUGUCGAGUUCCCUCCUUCACUGGAGGCACCAGCAGCAGGACGGAGAUCGUCAGCUGCGACACCGUUGUUCGCAAGGGACCUUGCGAAGCUCUGCAAACAGGAUGAGGCACUUGCUCUGAAAGCAAUGGCUGCACCAUGCCCGUCCACUGAGAAAAUACGCUUCAUGAUCGUACCGGAUCACGAUCACAUGCUCUGGCACCAUACCAAAGAAGAGUUUGCCGCUGAGGUUCUCUUCAAGUCACAGCCACAGGUCAAAGGUGCCAUCGCUGGAGAGCUUGGGAAUCGUAUAUGGGCGAUCUGGACGCACCGGUUCUAUGACCCUCCCAAGGACGCAAACUCCAACAAUACUCUCUACAUCCUGCGGCUUGUUAUUGAAAACCAAGGUGCUCUAGAUAGCUUCUCGGUGGAGUAUGAUUUACAAGUGGCGGGACUAAGAGCUGUGAUUUUUGCUGCGCAGAGGGAGGCUGCAGAGUGGGGUUUACACCAUGUUAAUUUAUGGGGACCGUCUGCUCAGGUACAAGAGCUGAUCAAGCGAACGGGAGUCGCGCAUCGAGAGGAAGACCGUGAAGAAGAAGGUAUAUGCUGUCUGCGGUGGUACGGAGAGGGGGACGGUACAGGGGAUUCAUUAGAAUGGGUUGGCAAUGAGAAGUACGGAUGGUGUUGA
Blastomyces gilchristii SLH14081 is the source of this 1182-nucleotide messenger RNA. RefSeq lists its product as uncharacterized. The transcript has a single exon. Bases 1 to 1182 code for a protein of 393 amino acids. NCBI's taxonomy places the organism in Eukaryota, Fungi, Ascomycota, Eurotiomycetes, Onygenales, Ajellomycetaceae. Gene Ontology annotation, molecular function: acyltransferase activity, transferring groups other than amino-acyl groups. The record is from RefSeq and is a predicted model, not a curated record.